UAUAAAUAUAUAAAAGCCCCUGAAAGCGGCGUCGUUUCUCAUUUCUUCGCUUCAGCGAAUGCGCUCACUUCCCUUUCAAACUGCAAACCCUAGCAGGCAACGGCAUUACAGACAUGGCGAUUGCUAGAACAGGAGUUUUCGUCGACGAUUACUUGGAGUAUGCAAACACAUUGCCCGCAGAGCUUCAGAGGCUUCUCAAUACCAUCAGAGAACUCGACGAGCGUUCCCAAGCUAUGAUUAAUCAGACGAGGCAACAGACAAAAUACUGCUUGGGAUUGGCUACUCAAGGCUCUAGAAAAGGGAGUAAUGAAGAGGAUGAGGUGGCAUUCGAGAAAAUGAGAAAGGAUAUUGAAGCAAACCAGGAUAAUGCAUUAAGCCUCUGCACGGAAAAAGUUUUGUUGGCACGACAAGCUUAUGACCUUAUAGAUAGCCAUGUAAAACGUCUUGAUGAGGAUCUAAACAACUUUGCAGAAGAUCUUAAGCAAGAGGGAAAAAUAGCACCAGAUGAGCCAGCUAUCCUUCCCACAUUACCUAUAGUCCCCAAAAAUGAAAAACGCAAACCAAUCUAUGUAACACCUCAACCGAAACGGCUUGACUACAGGGAAAGGGACUGGGAUAGGGAACGUGAUAGGGAUUUUGAACUCAUGCCUCCUCCAGGCAGCCUCAGAAAAGAUUUUGCUGCACCCGUUGAUGUUGAUCAACCUAUUGAUCCAAAUGAACCUACCUACUGCGUCUGUCAUCAGGUAUCUUUUGGAGAUAUGAUUGCCUGUGACAAUGAAAAUUGCCAAGGAGGUGAAUGGUUCCACUACGCUUGUGUUGGGCUCACACCUGAGACAAGAUUCAGAGGAAAGUGGUAUUGUCCAACCUGCAAAUUAUUACCACAAUGAAUACAUUGUAUCCAAUUAUUAAAUUACUUGGCAAACCAUGUCAGUGUUCUGUUCUAUUCCUUUGAUGUAUUGGGAGAAAAAGGUUGAUUCUCAAAUGGGUUACUUAACUAUUGAUGCAAGGUUUCUGUCAAUGGUUUGAAGUGCUUAA
Cornus florida is the source of this 1035-nucleotide messenger RNA. RefSeq names its product PHD finger protein ING2-like. The coding region runs from base 114 to 887 and encodes 257 amino acids. Gene Ontology annotation, cellular component: nucleus. The transcript is spliced from 7 exons. The record is from RefSeq and is a predicted model, not a curated record. NCBI's taxonomy places the organism in Eukaryota, Viridiplantae, Streptophyta, Magnoliopsida, Cornales, Cornaceae.